This is a messenger RNA of Neurospora tetraspora, 2418 nucleotides long. RefSeq lists its product as uncharacterized. NCBI's taxonomy places the organism in Eukaryota, Fungi, Ascomycota, Sordariomycetes, Sordariales, Sordariaceae. Bases 1 to 2418 code for a protein of 805 amino acids. The transcript has 2 exons. The record is from RefSeq and is a predicted model, not a curated record.
AUGUCGAGAGUCCGGAGGUUCUGGAAGAUAUUUCAUUGCCAUAUAUGUGGCGGUGAUGUCAAGGCACAACUGUAUUGUCCCUCUUGUGGUCACCCAUUCUGUCGAAAUUGCCAGCGGGAAGUCGUUGCGGAGGAGAAUGUCACAAAAGUGGUCACAGCAUCCCAGGCUCUUGACCCUUUUCAGUCGGUUGAUCAUAGUCCCAACACCGUGGAGCCACCCAUGCCUACGGAGAAGCCGAUCAGGAAAAUUCGCAAACCAGAUCCGGAACCUGACGAAAGGCCAGCAGUAACAUCAUCCGCAGCGGCCGAACCCGCAUUGGUGUCAUCACCAGAAGCUUAUGCACUUGCACAAGCCGGAAACGCCAGUCAAGAUCCCGCAGGUUCUCAAGAAGUAGAACAUCGCAAACGAUCCUCCAAUGUGCAAAAUGAAACAAGGUUAACAAGCCCGCCUUCUGAGACCAAAGACAGGCCAUCGUUGCAUCAGCAUGCCUUCGCCCCGGCUACCGAGGAGUUCAGCCAGGCCAUUACAAAGUGCACGGAAGGAACACCCACACUAAACAUAUCUUCAUCUGUCCGCAAUGCACAAAAUACCCAUAUUGUUUCAUCGGAAGAAACUCGGGGUACCCUUGAAGCGUUUUCGCCGUCCCCCGUGCACCCGGCCUUGCCUCCACCCCUUUUUCUUCCUCCUCGUACAAUGGUCAUCGAUGUCAGAAAGACACCUGAUACGAGCAGGUGGAUCUCACCACCAAAACCGGUGGCUGCUGUAUCGCCGUCUCCUCCUCUGCCCGCUCAACCUGGUGUGGCAAGACAGUUCUCAGCAGUGAAACGACAGGCUAGAAAACUCGCGAAUGGGCCAAGCUCACGGGCAUCGGAGGAAUCUCCAGGAGCGGACGCCGAGACCGUGAAAAGUACCAGUGGUAGUAGUGUUAAUGCUACUAAUCAGUAUUAUAUGCCCAAGGUGAAGGUCUCCAGUCCGCCGCUAUGGUUAAAAUUCCCAUCGACGAGAACAGGGGGCAAUGCCCAGCGGACGAAGAGAGCUGAACCUCCCGCAAAUAACACUCGGACUGGAAGUGUGGCCAGUACGGCUACAACCAUUACUGGCGACAGUGGACGAACUGGUGCUUCUGUCGGUAGUCAUGCCAUUAAGGAGACAUCAGCGCCCGAAACUGUCACUAACCCAUAUUUUCCUCAGCUUGAUCAGCAAGAGCAACAGGCUGUCAAGCAAGGCGAGGAGUCGCGUCACGGGGUACAUGAGCGACAAGGAGAGCACGGGGGUUACCAACAUAGCGGUGAUUUCCAUGAACAGACAACACUACAUGGGCACGCCCGAAAGGUCAGCCGCAAAGUUAGCGAGGAUCUGAAGGCGCGGAUUCUCAGUUUGCCAGUAUCUGAACAGGCCUCCAAGCCAAGCAAGGGGAACCGGCAUCCGCUUCAAGCAGACAGCAGAAGCGGCAACAAGACUGGACUGGCCACAGUCAUCAACCGAAUUUCAGAUAUGCAGUCCGACCAUUCCACCUACUCGGGCCGUUCUACCCCCUCAACCAUUCGCAGCGGGGUCACAACUCCGAAAUUACGGCCGGGCCGAACGCUUACUCCAAGUUCAGGAAAAGGUGCAAAGCGCGCCGGCGGCGAUAGACGUCACAGCCAGAAUCGAACGCCGACGCCAACCACCGCACGUUCCUCCGGCAGCCAUAGCCAACAGUGGCUACAGCAACAGCAACGCUCGUCACUACAUUCGGCUCGGCAGCCCACUGGACAACGAGCCAAGCGCCCUCAAUCACCUCCAGCAGUUGAGGAUAUACACCGUCAGAGUUACAGCGAUGCUACAGGCUUGUCGUCCCUUCCCUCGCGCUCCUCGGUGACAUCCUAUCAGACCCGUGAUGCCAUUAUAGACAGGACAGAACGCAGCAACCACAGAACAACAACUAGAAGGGAGAGUGAGACGGCACCUUUGCUUAACUCCAAUGUUACCUCUACGCCCACUGCUAAGAUGAUAGGCAACAGGCCACCACCGAAGAAAGCCCCGAUUGCGUCGUCUGCUGAUAUCCAUGAUCACCGUAGUGGUCUUCGUCGGGCUGAUCGAGAGAGGACGAGCUCUGACGACGAGACGCCGCCGAAUGAAGGUGAUUACGGACACACAACAUCACCACCACCACAAGAGAUUGUAAGGCAAGCGGAAGGGUCGUCGGAAGAGGAAACUGGUUGUCACCAUGACCCAGGUACAGGUAUUCACGGGUUGACGAUCGUGUUGCACCUCAAGGGACAGGAAGACUUGGUCAUCAGCACGGAUCUGACUCGCGAGGCUUCGGGCGCGGAUGGCGCCAGUAGUGUGACUAUGAGUCUCUCUCCUAUUGUUCCUCUGUCGCCGCAGUCUCCGAAUUCUGGUCACAGGGUGGCUUCACCUUUUAGGAUCAUAUGA